CUUACCUCCACAACAAUACACAUACCGCUCAGGCAGCACAGGGCCUUGUCACCAUCGGGCCCUUUUUGCUUGCCUUUAGUAGUCGCAUCUUCGCUCCGCCGGUCGCUUUGAGCCUCCCCGUCCGAAACAAAAUAUCGGACAUAUCUGUAGUCUUUCAUCUUGCUUGAAGACGAAACCUGCAGAGAAGGGAACUCACAACGCGGAUACCACUGAGCGGAGAGCGGCGGUGGCAGGAUGCUUGAAGGUAGCAGCAUCCAGGCGGAGAGCCCACAGGCUCCUGUUGACAUGGAGACCGACGACAUGUGCUGGAUUUGCUUAGAUGAUACAAAAGACCGGGAUCCCCUCGUCAGUCCCUGCAAGUGCCCCCGCAAGGUGCAUCCCCGUUGCCUUGCUCGCUGGCAGCUGCAGCAAGCUGGGCGUUUAGAGGAAACCAAUUGCAGGUUCUGCCAGUGCAACCUCGCCGACUGGAAAGCCAGCCUGACCCCCGAGAACCUGAAGCCCGAGGUGAAGCGCGUGCAGCCUAUCAUGGUGGUCUACUUCGAGGGGCAGAUCCACAGGAUUCCCGUCAAGCAGGGCCCCGACGGCCUCCAAGAGUUCACCCACCGAAUCCGGGAGCUCUUCCGUCUGCCCGAUGACGUGGACAUUUCCCUCACUUUUGGUUGCAAGGAGCCCCUGUCCGGACAGCACCUCAAGCUCGAGGGCAUGGGCGCCUUUGACGCCGCCGUACACUGCGCCUCUGUGGCCGCGGCGGAACGGCAGCACAAGCUCAAGUCCGAAGGCGGCAGCGGGGCCCCACCUCCGGGUGUGGGUGCUGCCGCUGCUACGGGUGCGGGUGCGGGGUCGUCGUCAGGAUGUGGAACCAGCGGGCUGUGCGCGAACACGCAGACAGCAGCAGAUGAUGGCACCAGCAGCGGCACGAUGAUGACGGGACCCGGCUUAGCUUCACCCUCUUCUUCCUCGUCUCCUCCUCCUUCCCCUCCACUUUCGGCAGAGGCUGCUGCUGCUGCGGCAGCAGCGGCGGCGGCAGCGGCAGCUGCUGCUGCCCCUAUGGACGUGUCUUCCUUGUCAUCUAUCCCCAUGCAGCAGCAGCUGCAGCUACUGGAGCAGCAGCAGCGGCAGUUGCUGUUCCAGCGCCAGCAGCAGCAGUUGCUGCUGCAACAUCAGCACCUGCAUCUGCAGCAGCAGCCAGGUAGCAGCCUCGGCGCCAACAGCAACAUCAACAGCAACCAGCAUAACCAGUUCUCCCCCUCCAACACCAACUUCAACAGCAGCGGCAGUAACAACUCUCGCUCCGACUCUCACCUCCUCCAACAGCGCUACCAACACCGCCGCAGCGCCCGCAACAUCAGUCCCAACAUCAACAACAACAUACCCAACCCCAACACCACCAGCACCAACCACCCCAGCAACCUCCUCCCCAACCGCUACCAACGCCACCACCGCCACUUCAGCACCAGCAACUUCAACAUCAACAACAUUAACACCAUCACCAACACCACCGAUACCACCAGCAACAACCAACAGCAACAUCACCACCACCAUAACAGCAACUAUAACCUAAACCACCGCUUUGGCCUCCUCAACCCAAGCGCCGCCGCCGCCGCCGCGGCCGCCGCAGCGGCCGCCCUCAGCGGCGUCGCUCCUGCCAACAUGGCUGCCUCCACCUCAGCGCCCGCUUCCGCUCAAACGUCUGGCGGCGGCGCCGACGACAACGACCGCAUGACGGAUUACGAACCGCCGCCGCUACACCCCACGGCGUCGGCUCCAGCGCUGUCACACUACGCGUCGGACCCCUCUCCGCUGCUGGGAGCUCAAGCUCUUCCGCAGCCUCUACACCCGCUCGAGAGCUCCUUUCCGGACAGCGUCAGCAGCUUCACGUCUUCUGAGCUAGAGCGGGGCAUUGCGGCGGAGGGCAUGCGGAUUAGCGGCGGCGGUGGCGGCGGCGCUGACGCCGCUGCGACGGCGGAAGGAGGUGUCGGUCUUGACCUGUCGUCGCCGCGCCAAGCAGCGACGACGACCGCCUUCCCGUCGCCGUCAGCGGACGGGGAACCGACGCCGCCGCCCUUGCAGCGCGAGCGCGACGGACAGCAGCAGCAGCAGCGUCAUGAGCAGCGUGAGCGGACGCUGAUGCGGCAUGACACGGCGCCGCCGUCUGCAGGGUUUGCCGCCGCGUCGGCCGCCGCCGCCGCUGCUGCGACGGCAGCCUUGGCGGGCCGUACAAUGGUGGCGGCGGCGCCGCCGCCGCCAGAUCGCAUGC
Molecule: messenger RNA, 2257 nt
Organism: Astrephomene gubernaculifera
Lineage: Eukaryota; Viridiplantae; Chlorophyta; Chlorophyceae; Chlamydomonadales; Astrephomenaceae
Source: the annotation of a GenBank genome assembly